AUGGCUACGAGUGACAAGGCUCGCUUCUACCUGGAGCAGAUUGUCCCUGAGCUCCGCGAGUUCAAGCAGAAGAAGAUAUUCACUGAGGAGGAAAUAAGUUCUAUAACGAAGAAGAGAUCCGACUUUGAGCACAGGAUAAACGCCCGCGGUCCGUCUCCGGCAGACUACGCCCGCUAUGCAGAGUACGAGAUGAACCUCGAUGCGCUGCGCAAGAAGAGAAUCAAGCGACUGGGUAUCAAGGCGCCGACACAUACUGGACAGCGACGAGUCUUCUUUAUCCUCGAUAGGGCGACGAGGAAGUUCCACGGUGACGUGAGCCUAUGGCAGCAAUACAUCGAGUACGCCCGCAAGCAAAAGGCAUACAAAAAGCUAGCCCAGAUAUUCACAAAUGCGCUACGGCUGCACCCGCGGGAGGUGGAUCUAUGGAUCUACGCUGCCCAACACUCCCUGCAGGACCAUGGGGAUAUGCUACAGGCAAGGGGGUAUAUGCAAAGGGGGCUACGGUUCUGUCAAUCUUCUCGCCAACUAUGGCUCCAGUAUGCGAAGCUGGAGAUGAUCUACAUAGCGAAGAUAGGUGCACGGCAGCGGAUACUAGGGCUGGGGAAGGUAGAGGAGAGACCUGUUAUUGAUGAACAAAAUAAUGAUGAGGGUGCAGAUAUGAUGAUGCUGCCUCGUUUGACAGGGGAGGAUAUCAACCCUACACUCGAAGGCGACGAGCCGAACCAGGCGUCACUAGAGACCCUCAAUGCCACUCCAGCGCUGUCAGGGGCUAUCCCUAUUGCCGUGUUUGAUGCGGCCAUGAACCAGUUUGACAACGAUGUCGAGCUUGCGUACAACUUUUACAACAUGUUGCUUGAGUUCGAAGAGUGUACCUGUCUGCGGCGAGUGCUCGGUCAUGUCGUUGACUCGCUCAUAACAGCCCAUCCGGCUAACGCCAAAGCUCAGGAGUGCCAUAUCAAGUACCCCGUAGCAGGCAUAAGUCCGUCUUCCCCCGAGUUCCCACGGGCAUUCUCAAAUUCUCUUAGCCGGUUGAAGAAGUAUAUGAGCGAUGACAGUCCGGUCCUGGCCCAGCUGGCACCGCAGGUUACCGCCUGGCUUCAGCGUCUGCUUGAGACCGAAGACCUCGACCCGGCGCUGCAGAAGGUGAUACAGGUGACGUUGAAGAGCGCAAGUCGGCAGAUGGAGCGUUGCGGGAUAUCAUCGUCAUAG
Molecule: messenger RNA, 1209 nt
Organism: Nannizzia gypsea CBS 118893
Lineage: Eukaryota; Fungi; Ascomycota; Eurotiomycetes; Onygenales; Arthrodermataceae
Product: U3 small nucleolar RNA-associated protein 6
Exons: 2
Coding region: 1-1209 (402 amino acids)
Biological process (GO): maturation of SSU-rRNA from tricistronic rRNA transcript (SSU-rRNA, 5.8S rRNA, LSU-rRNA)
Cellular component (GO): small-subunit processome; Pwp2p-containing subcomplex of 90S preribosome
Molecular function (GO): snoRNA binding; protein binding
Source: RefSeq, a predicted model, not a curated record